AUGGCCAGUAACAAAGGGAAGGAGGCCAAGAGAAGUGGCAGACCAGCUUCAGACAAGUCUGGGGAAGGUGUUGAGGACUUGGACUGGCUAAGUCCAGGCCUGGGGGCUGCACCAGAGAUGCACAGAGGUCCAAAGACCAACAUUGGGGAGUCAGGAGGUAAGGACUGUGGUGAAGACCAGGGUGACCAGCCAGGGGUCAGAGGUAGCUCAGGGGAGCUAACAGAAGUGAGUCCAGUUGUUGAGGCCAGCUCAGAGGCAAGUCUGGAGGGUAACUCUGACUUGGAAGUGGGGUCAGGCAUGAAUCCAGGUUGGUGUGCUGGGGGUAAUGUGACCUGGGGGGUGCAGAGUGCUGAGGGUCACCAGUUACCUCUCUGCUUCAGCAGAGAUCUCCAGGUUGGGCUCUGGAGUCAGAUGAGAGGUAGCCCAAUGGGUCCCAAUGGGCAAGGUCAUGGGUAG
This is a messenger RNA of Pisolithus orientalis, 456 nucleotides long. RefSeq lists its product as uncharacterized. The record is from RefSeq and is a predicted model, not a curated record. The transcript is spliced from 4 exons. Bases 1 to 456 code for a protein of 151 amino acids. NCBI's taxonomy places the organism in Eukaryota, Fungi, Basidiomycota, Agaricomycetes, Boletales, Pisolithaceae.